This is a messenger RNA of Drosophila teissieri, 1613 nucleotides long. RefSeq lists its product as uncharacterized. Bases 209 to 1354 code for a protein of 381 amino acids. The record is from RefSeq and is a predicted model, not a curated record. The transcript is spliced from 3 exons. NCBI's taxonomy places the organism in Eukaryota, Metazoa, Arthropoda, Insecta, Diptera, Drosophilidae.
GUUCGCUGGAACCGCUUGGCACACGUCGCGUUACUUGGCCGCCAGCGCGAUUUAAACCGCCAAUUGACAAAGUGCGUUUUGUACCCCACUUUCAAGCCCCGUCUCCACCCCCAAAAAGAAUCUUCGGCGACGAAUUUACUGAUAGAAAGGUAAUUCCUAAUAACAUACUUGCUUUUAUAAAACGCACCAAGAAGACAGAAGACAAAAUAUGACAAUGUCGAGGAAAUUAAGCAGCAACAUAUGGCGGAGCAGCAGACAAAAAAAAAUAUCAACGUUACGGGAAAAAACGUCGAGAAAAUCAGCAGAUACACCAAACCCAACCAUCAGCAGAGCACUUUCUUCAAAUAACUUAGUUAUCUGCGGCUGUCUGAUAGUAAUCUUCAUUGCAUCUGUAACCACGGCCAAAGCACCGGAUCAGGAAGCUAUCCAUCACAAAAAUGACGAGUUUCCGGAAGAGGACAGCGACAUGCUGAUGGAGCCAAAUGAUUUUUCGCCAAUCACUGUACUGAAAUCGCAUGAACAACACUUUCAUAUGCCGCCCACAACGCAACUUCAGCCACAAAUCCAGACCAGAAUUCACCCUAGAGUCCAACCCAGGAAAUUCCAAUCCGCGGCCCAACAAAAUGCCGAUGGGGAGGAGCCAUUCCGACCCAUAGCUAAUCCAAAUACGAAAGUGGUUGGGGAUUCCCACACGCAGGCUGCCCAAAAUUUUUAUCCACCAUUCUACCAUGAGGCUCCUCCAUUGGGCCAUUCCAGACCCUACUUCGGCCACGGUCCGCCUGUAUCGGAAACAACUCCAUUAUCCCUGCCCCUUCCACUCUUGGCAACCCAGCAACAACAGCCAGCACCACAGCAGCGGACUUUCGAUGCCAGUAUACUUGGAAGUGGGGAUUUUGGUGUGCUUAGAGGUGGAACCUUCUAUCCGGAGGAGGAAAUGCCCUAUCACCCCGAAGAUAACAGCGACUACAUCUAUGGAGACGCCAACAAUGGACACGGUCGUCCAUCCGAGGGAUUUGUGCAGAAGUACACAUAUCCAGAGGAGCAGUUCGCCAAUUUCCGCGACUUUGCCGAUAUCAACACGCCUGCUGAUACGGCAUUUUCGCAAUUUGUGGUGGUCUAUGCAGCCAAAAAUGCCACUGCACCACACUCACAUCCGCAUCCCAAAAACAUAUUUGAACAGUUGGAGCAGCUGGACAGGGAAAAAGAGCUGAAAAAGACCGAAUUCGAGGACAAAACCUCUUCGAAAAUAAAGUCCAAAUUGUCUAAGACAAAACUGCAGAAGAAAUACCGCAAAAAGGCAGCUCCCAAAGUCCAGGAUCCUCAAGAAAUAGAACCUUUAUUAGCUCUGAGUUAAGCGUCAAACAGAAGAAGCCUAAAAAGCAAGCACCCAAACUUUCGAUUACCGUUGUUAGUUUUAUUUAUUAUAUAUCGAGAUAACUGCAAGCCACAACAAAAUGUAAUAGCCACCCCAAAUUCCAUGUCAACAAAUGCAAGCACUUUACCAUAACAUAUACCCGUACAUAUUUUAUUUCUGUUUUUUUUUGUCUGUCUGCUUUUAAUCUCGCACUGUUUGUUACAUUUUAAAAUUAGCCUGUAGUGUACUGCAUAUAUAU